Volvox carteri f. nagariensis is the source of this 2315-nucleotide messenger RNA. RefSeq lists its product as uncharacterized. Bases 307 to 1254 code for a protein of 315 amino acids. The transcript is spliced from 10 exons. Gene Ontology annotation, biological process: transmembrane transport. The record is from RefSeq and is a predicted model, not a curated record. Lineage: Eukaryota; Viridiplantae; Chlorophyta; Chlorophyceae; Chlamydomonadales; Volvocaceae.
CAUACAUCUUACCUUGUGUGAUUUUGACGGCUUAGGUCAUUUGCUUGUCCCAGUGAGGCUUGUGGGCUUGCCCGCCGUAGUAUACAACCACCACCAACUUUCCAGCGAAGGACGCAGACACCCGGCUUUCGCUUUCGCUGGUCUCAUCUGAACGACGCCGCUAGAGGCUGGGACCGCAUCGUGUCGGACGGCACAAGAACUAUCGCAUUUGACUGAAUUACAUAUUGGUUUUCAAUUUGGGUUUUCGAUUGCGGAUUCGAGACCGUCAACCGGACCGGGAGCCAAAGGCCUAGGCACAGCAGCAAAAUGGCACAGAAGGUUAUCGAGCUUCCGGCUGCAGCCGCGGCAACGACCGAGAAGUCUAGCGGCAGCAACGCAGCCAUCUUGUUCAUCCCUAAGUCGGUGAUAACCGAACUGUACACCUCGGGCAUCUCUGUCGGAACCGCCAACACAGCCACGAAUCCUCUAGAUGUCAUUAAGGUUCGACUGCAACUUGCGAGAAACCAAGUUGCCGCUGGUGUCAAGCCACCUGGCAUGGUGGCGACUGGCAUCUCGGUGGUUCGGAACGAGGGCAUCCCGGCGCUCUGGAGCGGCUUGGGUCCCUCCCUCGCACGAGGGUUCUUCUUUGGCGGGGCUCGGUUGGGGUUGUACACGCCCAUCAAGACCGUAAUCUGCGGGGAGGCAGCAAAGCCAACGCUGGAGAUGAAGGUCCUGUCUGGGUCGAUAAGUGGCGGCCUCGCGGCGGCCGUGACAUCGCCCAUUGAGCUGAUCAAGACGCGUCUUCAAGCGGCAGGACGUGACCCGACGGCGGCUAAGACGAGUAUGGGUGUUAUCCGUGCUGUCGUGGCGCAAGACGGAAUCUCCGGGCUCUGGAAGGGAGCUAUGCCCGGCCUGAUUCGGUCUGCUAUCUUGACAGCGGCGCAAUGUGCCACGUACGAUGAGGUGAAACGCGGCGUCGUGGCGACUACUGGCUGGAAUGAUGGCGUUGCGCUCCAUCUCACCAGCUCGAUGAUUGCCGGUCUUGUGACAACCACGAUUACGAACCCGAUCGAUGUUAUCAAGACACGCAUGUUCGUCGGUGGCAAGACGUUCAGCGGGCCAAUUGAAUGCGCGAAGCACGUACUGCGGGCGGACGGCCUGGCUGGCUUCAUGAAGGGCUGGUCUGCUAGCUACGCUCGUCUGGGUCCCCAUACAGUCAUUAUGUUCUUGACGGCGGAGCGCCUUCGUAAAUAUGCCGGACUGCAGAGCCUCUAACAGCUUAAUCUUGACGCCCGGUAGUUUCUGACGAAAAUGAACUGUGUCGACUGGUCGACAGGCUCUGUCGCGUUUGGAAAAAAAGCAAGGCGCCUGUUUUAGCGUAGCCGCCCAGUUUAGUUUUACCUUGUUGGUGACGCCGUGUUCGGCCGUAUUUUUGGGGGCCCAGCGGGUUAGGUGGUGAUAAGGAAAGGGUUGCGACCAGCGAUGUUUUCCGGCAAAAGCUGUACCACAGGGCAUGUCUUCGAAAUGCGGGCAAUUAGGGCUUUCCUAACUUUCCUGUUUUCUUGAAAAGUGUGUGGAUAGGACGGGGCAUCAAUGAUAGAUGCCAUGGAUUGACCGAGGACUGAAGAGGCGGGGGUCGACACUUUGUAUGUGUGCGCUUGGUGUGUUUACGUAUUAUUGAGGGCAGGUGGUGCUAUUACGGAUCUGCUGUUGCUACUGCGGCUGUUGUUGGGGAAUUGUCAUGGGUUUUCGCUGCAUAUACGGCAAAGAAUAGUGAUAACACAAACCGUCGCGAUGGGUUGAGCGUUGUGGAACUGCUGGGCUUUUUUGAGUUGUCGCUUCUUGGUGAAGUACUGGAUAGGAGGUUCUGUACUGGAAAGGUGGGGGAUCUGCCGUUGUGGCUAUAUAAUAGUGGACAACCACCUUCGUGCCAUGCUCAUGCACGUGCAAGCAUGCUACACGUUUUCUGCGCAUGGAUCGCCACACGUGUCACCUUGUAUUUGGCGUGCUCCCUUUUGGCAAGAGCUGUGUCCCGAAGGGAAUUAUAUGAGCUCCUGAGAGGGGAAAAAGGCCAGGUCGCGCCAGUGACCACCUUUGUGUGUCAUGGCGGACAUCGCGACCGUAUUCGCAUUCGGAUAUUUGAUAAAGAUUGCGAGCACCCAAGCUGUGCAAAUGCAAGAGCAACGAUGCAUAUGUUGUAGGUGCAUAUAGUCCGUCCCCGGUCCAAUUGGUUAUGUGGGUUUUUGGAAACUGAACUGCUGCGCGUAUUGAGAGCUUUUAUGCUUUCUCUGGACGGAGCAGCAGGAGUAGUCUCACAACAGUAAGAAUACACUUUU